AAAAACAAACAGAAAUACAGGGUGUGAUAGAACUGCUACACAUCAAAAAAGACUCCAAGAAGAAAAAGAGAGAUCAGGAGAGAGUGAGAUGGCGAGAAGGGAAGUUCUGAGCGCGUACCGCGCGCUUCUGAAAGCGACCAGGAAAACAUUUUCUGGCGACACUGUGAUGCUGAAGCAAUCGGCGUUAGAGGUAAGGAAAAAUUUUGAGGAGAACAGGAACGUGAGCUCAGAGGCCGAGAUUCAGAAGCUUCUCGAAGAAGCCGCCGAGGCUUCCGAUUUCAUCACCAACACGAUCGUCCAGGCACAACUCAACACCGAUGCCGGAAGUUACGUGGUGAAGCCGGGUAAACAGCAUGCUGGAGCAACACUUGAACUCCCCUCGGAAGAAAUUAUUCGGAAAUCAGGAUAAGGAUAGACAAGAGAGAAGAGGUUAGAACACGGUGUUCCCUCUUCUAGAUUUUUUAUUUAGGAUCAAUAAGUAGUAUUGCCGGUAAUUUUAUGGAGGUUCUUCAAAUUUUCUCUGCCUAUAUUCCUUUUUGUGGUUGUAAUUUUUUUUCCCCUAAUCCUUUGUUUCCUUUCAAAUCUAUCUGGCAGAGUGGACAGGAUAUAAAUCUGACUGGUAAAAGUAUAUGAUACCCUUCAUUUGUCCUAUGAUUACAUAAUUUAUCUAAAUUGUUUACUGGUUUUUUUAAA
Messenger RNA from Vigna umbellata (rice bean), 693 nucleotides. Its product is annotated as complex 1 family protein / LVR family protein. Gene Ontology annotation, biological process: mitochondrial respiratory chain complex III assembly. Lineage: Eukaryota; Viridiplantae; Streptophyta; Magnoliopsida; Fabales; Fabaceae. The record is from RefSeq and is a predicted model, not a curated record. Gene Ontology annotation, molecular function: protein folding chaperone. Gene Ontology annotation, cellular component: mitochondrial matrix.